Messenger RNA from Sinocyclocheilus grahami, 1140 nucleotides. RefSeq lists its product as uncharacterized. The record is from RefSeq and is a predicted model, not a curated record. Bases 1 to 981 code for a protein of 326 amino acids. The transcript has 2 exons. NCBI's taxonomy places the organism in Eukaryota, Metazoa, Chordata, Actinopteri, Cypriniformes, Cyprinidae.
AUGGAGUCUGUGGGAGAACUGUGCAGUCCCACUGGGGCCAGCUCCAACAUACUGAGCUUGCCGGGAUCCUGCCCCUGGGAUGAGGACGAGGAGUCCCUGGAUCUGGAAGGAAUCAAGCCCAAAUCUUCACCCAUACCAAGACGACGGAGUUCAGCGUCCUCUGAUGACUCCUUGCUUCCCCCUUCUAGCAGCAGAAGAGUGUCCUUUGCUGAUGCCUUCGACAUCAACCAUGGAUUAGAGAUCUGUGAGGAAACUGCUACAUCUUGGCAAGAAUCAUCUCAAAAGACUGAUAUUGAACUCAGUGGAAGUAUGCAAGCUAUGGAGAAUGAUUGGAACCUCAUUGACUUUAUUGAUAAAGAAGAGAAUGUGUGCUGUGAAAGUGUGAAACGGGAAUGGGAAACUAUUGAUGAUGUAAACAGUAUGCUGGAAAACAUGGAACGCCUGGCAAAAGACUCAGUGAACAGAGAUCUUGAAAACGUUGAAGACAAUACCUCAACAGAAUCGCAGAUAGAUGAUGAGAUGGAGCUGUACCUGAACAGUCUGAGGAAUUCACAACAGUCAGUAUUCAGAGAAGGCGCAAUGAGUGGAAGCUAUGGCAAAAGACCCUCCUUGAGCAGAGGAAGGCCAUUAGCUAUGCCUUCAAUCUCUGAGUCUAUGGACGAGGACCAGCCGAGUAGUUCCCUAGAGGAUUUAACAAAUAUUGAGUACAACAUGAAGCUGGAGAGAGCUACACUGCCCCUAGUUGAUGGGAAUGAACGUGUCAUUGGACGUAAUGUCUUGUGGUGGAAAGAGUUUCUGUCCUAUGACAAUAUGUCAAGGGUGACUAGAUACACAUUUUUGUUGAUAGUGUUUUUGGUCAUAGCAUAUUAUUAUGACUUCAUUGCAUGUUUUGCCCUAUAUAUUCUUACAGUGUAUUGGCUGUUUUAUCAAGGUGAGGAAGAACCACUGAAAAGCUCUCAGAAAGGUGAAAGAGGACUGUAGUAAAUAUGAUUUACUCAUCAACAUUUGUUGGAGAACUUAGAAAUGUGAAUCUAAAUGUUUUGUACACAUACAAUUGUUGUACAACAUUGGAUUAUGUGGGGCUAUUUAUCUCACAAAAUUUCAUAAAGGCAAAGACAUGUUUAUAAGAAGACUUUUACA